Tetranychus urticae (two-spotted spider mite) is the source of this 1524-nucleotide messenger RNA. RefSeq lists its product as uncharacterized. The record is from RefSeq and is a predicted model, not a curated record. Lineage: Eukaryota; Metazoa; Arthropoda; Arachnida; Trombidiformes; Tetranychidae.
CCCCCCACAAGCGUCCGAAAAUUUCAAUUUUGUGCUAAAUUAGCUGCGCUUAGCCGUUAGUUAGCCCUUAACCUUGUUUUGCUCGCUAUUCGACUAAAGUCCACUAUAGUCAACCUUAAUCGACCUUAUUGCCUUUUAAGUUAGUUAGUUGAGUGUCGACUAACUACUUUAUUUACAUUUACGUUUUUUCAUCUCUGUCAACGCAUCGUCAUAUCUCCAUAACAACUAAGCUAUCACAUGUCAAUAAAAGCGCGCCAAUCUUCUUUUUGCUAAACCUCUUAUUUUACCUUUUCAUUCACCAUUUUGUUUAUUAUUUUUUUAAUCAAUUGUUUAUUUAUUUUACACUCGAAACUAUGUCUGGCCUUGAGUCUAAGGUGUGCAACUGGAUACAUGAAGAAUUUCCUUCAGCCAAUAUUAAAGUCAAUCCAAAAGACAUAACUCGUCUCAUUACAUCUAAGAAUGGUCAUAUCUACAUAAAAUUGUUCAGCCUGUUGAAUGAAAAUUUCAAAUCUAAAAGCAAAUAUAAGGCCAUCAAAGAAGCUUCCAGUUUAAUGGCCGAGAAAAAAAAGAGGGACUCUCUCAAAAAUGAGUUGACCAAAUUGGAAAAAUCUUUAGCUAAUUUAUUGUCUGCGGUUCAUCAAGAAGAAAAGCGUUUGUCGCAAGAAACGCGAAAAACUGAUUUGAUGAAAACAAAAGAAACUAUGUUUAAAUCCCUGGCUUCAGCUCUAGAGAUGAUCAAGUUGUUCUGUGAAAGUUUUUCGAAGCAUCAGAUUCCCAAAGUUGAUGUCGAUUCACUUUUUAGUGAAGAAAUUUCAGCCAAAAAUUUCUUUAGUGAAGGCUCCGUAAAUGUUUUCCAUGCAAGACAAAGACGUAAAGAAGUAAAUUUUGACCUUAUUUUGGAAGAAAUUGAAAAAACAGUUACUGAAAUCAACCAGAUUUUAAGUGAGGUGUCUAAGCAGCGCUUCGAAGUUCCCAAAAUUUCUCUUGAUCAAGCAUUCCUUAAAAGUGUACUAGAUCACAACUGUUUAAGUUCAUCCACUUUGUUGGAAGUUCAACCUAUCAGAGAUACUAAGCCCACUCGACUCAAUAAUGGGUUAUCUGCUUUAAAAAUAAUCUCUGAAUAUGAUGAGCAUCGAACUGUCCAAGAAAAUAAAUUGCUGGACAAAUUGGAACAAGCACAUUCAAGGAUGCAACAUUUAGUCAAUAGAUUACCAGCGACCAAAUCUUGAUAAUGGAAAAAAUCAUUGCACGGAAAUAUACACCUUAAAAUAAACGUUUCGCUAAGAUUUUCUAUACUCAAAAUUCAAUCUCAAUUAUUUACUUGUGAAAAGUUGAAUUCUCUGAACAGAGUUUCGAAGUUAAAUUCAAGAAAAUGGACUCUAUUCAUGUUUAUACUCUUUCUAAGCCAAUACUUUAUUCUUAUCAAUGAUCUUUAGUAUUUUUUUGAGUGAAUAUAAUCUGCAAUCUUCGAUUUUUCGGUUUAAUGGGUUCUCGAUAAAAAUUAAAGUAAUUUUCAAUUUAGUA